Kwoniella shivajii is the source of this 3252-nucleotide messenger RNA. RefSeq lists its product as uncharacterized. Bases 1 to 3252 code for a protein of 1083 amino acids. The transcript has 12 exons. Lineage: Eukaryota; Fungi; Basidiomycota; Tremellomycetes; Tremellales; Cryptococcaceae. Gene Ontology annotation, cellular component: GARP complex. The record is from RefSeq and is a predicted model, not a curated record. Gene Ontology annotation, biological process: Golgi to vacuole transport; retrograde transport, endosome to Golgi. Gene Ontology annotation, molecular function: syntaxin binding.
AUGUCUGUCCCUCCCUCCCAACCUCCGACUUCCGCUCCCACCCCGGUCCCUUCUUCCCCUCCUCCACCGUCAGAGUCGUACCUGUCAGAUAUAGAUGGUACUGCCCCUUCGAUCCUCGAUACCUCUUUCGGAGAGUCCUCAUAUGAUAUUGGCCGAGUAGACGGAGGAGCAUUGAACCUUGUUAGCUGGAAACUAGAUGUCAAUGCUAGGAGCGAAGAUGGGGUUGAGAAGAGAGGAUUCAAUGCCAUAUCAACGGUUCUCAACCACCCGACUAAAAAAGCAAACCCUCUUCGAUCAUCUCGCAAACCAUUACCACCUUUAUCUACGCCUCCUCCAGUCCUACUCAAACCACCACCACCGUCACAUUACGACGCAUACCUUCAAACCAUCACUCCGUUGUAUGAUUCGUUUAUAGCUUCCCAAUCUACAGCAUCUUCUGGCGGUCCAGAAAGGGUCAAGUCACCUCUGUUGAGCGGCUUUGAUACUCGCACCACGCAAUCGGGUCCAAGUGAUCUACCAUCUUUAGAUUCAGUACCGUCGAUGUUCUUUGAUCCGCAGUUCAAUCUAUCAAAUCCCUCUACAUGGUCUGAACUGAUAUCUUCUCCUCUCGAUGGCGGUGUACCGGAGUCAGGUGUACAAGAUACUCUCUCUACGCAUUUAGAUAUACUAGAAAGACAUCUAGUUCAUGAAAUAUCCUUGAGAUCAAGUUCAUUCUUUUCUGCUUUAUCGAAUCUACAAGAUUUACAUUCUGAAUCAUCGUCAUGUCUAUCUCGCAUAGGAGAACUACAAGACUCGCUCAAAGAAAUAGGAGAACAGCAAGCUAAGAAGGGAUUAGAAGUGAUAACAUCACAAGAGGAAUUGAGAGUGCUGAAAAUCACUGAAAAAGGUAUCAGGACUAUAGGAGAAUUGGAUGAAUUAUUAGCAGUUACAAAACGAUUGGUUAAUGAGGGUGAUUGGUCAGGUGGCCUGAGCUAUAUCGAAGAUAUAGUCAGAUGGUGGGAGAAAUACAAUACAACGACAUCAGAGGAACAUUCGAAAGAUAGGGCAUUACCAUUAUCAACUUUACCGGCUCUGUCAAACCUACCGACGAUAUUAUCAGACCUCACAAGCUUGAUAUCUAUCCAAAUGGAAUCAGCUUUAUCCUCAUAUCUCCUAUCGACUCUUUCAGUAGAAACACCUGAAUUAGAUAAGGCAUCUUUUGCUUCCACUGCUGAACCUAUGUUGAUGGGACUAGUGAGGUGCGGAAAAUCAGAGGCUGUCGAAACCGUUUGGAGGGAUGUGGUAACAAUAAGCAUAAGAGAAGGAUCGAGAAAUCAUUUACCGGUCGGACAACAGGAAGAAGAUGACGGCGAUAGGCCUCCGGAAGCCAGAGGUGCAAGUCUCGCUCAGCUACUCCAAUCCAUGGACCAUUCUUCGUUCCUUCUGCUGUCAGCGCAAAUGUACGGCACUCUUCUAUCAAGGAUAAAGCUGUCUCAGCAAAUUGGUCAGGAAAUUGAAAGCAUCUUAAAGUCUACCAUAUCGUUAUCCCAAUUCACAAUAACAUCUCACCUUCCCAAUACCGCUUCCGUUGCACCGAUAUCCGCGCCUACUGUUCCAGAACUGAGCGAUGUGAUAACCUCUGGAUGUGAACUCGCUCACACCAGGGCGUCCAAGAUAUUGUCUGUGAGAGCGGAACAACAUGCUUCGCUUGGAUUAGAAGAAUUCGUGGAGAUUUUCAGGGAGAAUUGGGAGUUUAUCUUGAAUACCGAGAAAGUAGCUGGGAGGAUGAUAGUAGGGUUAAGAGGGGUUACAGCUUCUCAAGCCCGAUCAUUCCUUGUCAAUUAUCAUUCCAUCAGACUCACUAAAUCCGCCCGAUUGGUAGAAGAAGAGCAGUGGAAUCAGAUAGACGUUUCGCCAAAUGUUCAACAUGUCGUCGACAUGCUAGUUCAAGCAGCUGUAUCUGAUCCGUCGGAAUGUACGAUACCUUCAUCUUCUCCUGAUACAAAUGGCGAGCGCGCAGACGAGACCAUACCGAAGAAACAACUUGACAUCGAAGAUAAGACUUACUUCGUGGUUAAAGCUACUGCUGAAUCCUUGGUCCUACUUGGAGACUAUCUGAAAAUCGUCAUCAAUUUAGAGUUGGUUGUGACCGAUGUCAUGUCAAGGAUAAUUGAAUUCAUGAAAUCAUUCAACUCUAGAACCUGUCAGGUAGUUUUAGGUGCCGGUGCAAUGAGAUCGGCCGGAUUGAAAAAUAUCACCGCAAAGCAUCUGGCACUUGCGUCGCAAUCUUUAUCCAUAAUAAUAUCCCUAAUCCCUUACAUACGUGAAUUUGUCCGAAGGCAUUUAAGCCCCAAACAAGCCGUCAUGUUGACUGAAUUCGACAAACUAAAGAGAGAUUAUCAAGAGCAUCAAAACGAAAUUCACGCGAAAUUGGUCGCCAUCAUGUCUGACAGAUUAGCUGUGCACGUAGGCUCUCUUCGAGAGAUCGACUGGGAAGCUACAUCAUCGAAAGAUGGCCCAAGGCCGUAUGCUGAGAUGCUGGUCAAAGAGACUGCUACUUUACAUAAAGUGUUAUCAAAAUAUCUCGCGGGUUCCACUGUAGAGGUCGUCAUGUCCGAAGUCAUCGGCGCUAUAGUACAUCGCUUGAGCGAAGAAUACGGCAAAGUGGAAUUUAAGAGCGAAGAAGCCAAAAAGAGGAUGUUACAAGAUGUAGCUUUGAUCUCAAUACGGUUGACACCACUGUCCGAAUCAGGCAAAGACGUCUCGAAACUCGAAACUAUAGUGAAAGAGAAAUCUACACCUCGAAAACCGAUUGGGCAAACCAUGAGUGGGUUCUUAAGGAGGAAUGGAUCACAGAAAGGUAAUGAAACAGGGACGACAACCACAGGAGAAGACGAAAAUCAGAAGAAUGAUGACGAGGAGGACGAUGAAGAUGGAGCUGGUCUGACUGAAACUGUUCCUGAGCAGCAUAACGAUGAAGUAUCGGACGUUGAUGUAGAGAAGAAGGGCGAGGCAAUGAAUGGGGAAACGCCUCAAAAUGAGAAUGUCAACACAAUGGAGGAGAAAGUGGAAGUUGAUGAGGAUGUCAAGCAUGAAAUUACAAAUUCUGAAGAGGUCAAACCUGAUCUUCCAGAAAAGGAAAUUGAACAAGUUGUACCUACACCAGUAGACAAGGACAAUAUGGGUAUACCUGCUCUCCCAGAAAAAGAGACUGUGAAAUAUGAUGAUCAGGAGACACCUAACCCUCCCCCACCUCCGGAUAAGGAACCAUAG